Messenger RNA from Drosophila serrata, 1029 nucleotides. Its product is annotated as alpha-tocopherol transfer protein-like. The record is from RefSeq and is a predicted model, not a curated record. NCBI's taxonomy places the organism in Eukaryota, Metazoa, Arthropoda, Insecta, Diptera, Drosophilidae. Gene Ontology annotation, molecular function: phosphatidylinositol bisphosphate binding. Gene Ontology annotation, cellular component: membrane.
ACGUUGAAUAGUCCACUCGCAAUUCGUCUUAAAGAAAAACAGUUUGAGAAAUGGCACCUCAAAUUCGCCCACUCACGCCGGAGCUGCAAAAAGCGGCUAACGAGCAGCUGAAAGAGGAUCCCACCCGUCUGGAGGCUGAUCUACAGGCCUUUAAGACCUGGAUUGAGCAGCAGCCGCAUUUGAAUCCGCGUAUGGACGAUCAGUUCCUCGUGGCUUUCCUUCGUGGGUGCAAGUUCAGCCUGGAGCGCGCGAAGUCGAAGCUGGACAAGUUCUAUACGCUGCGCACCAAGUAUCCGGAGUACUUCACCGUGACUAGCACGACGGAGGGCAAGUUCCGGGAAAUUCAUCAAACGGGGGCUAUCAUCUACCUACCAACUCCUCUGAAUGGUAAUGGACCCCGCAUUGCUAUGUGGCGCAUGGGCCUGUGUCCCGUAGAGAAGUAUCACAUGCUGGAGUGCAUGAUGGUGGCCCAGGCAAUGCAAGAGAUUGCCAUUUUUGAAGACGAUUACGCAAACGUCCAUGGUGUGGUCUUCAUUAUGGACAUGAAGGGAGCUACGGCGGCACACAUGUUUCAGAUGACGCCCUCGAUGGCCAAGAAGUUUACCGUCUUUUCGGAAGAGGCUCUGCCGCUGCGCCUGAAGGCCCAGCACUUUAUUAACACCAUUGCCGGCUUCGAGCAGCUCUUCAAUAUGUUCAAGCCCAUGAUGUCCAAGAAGAUGCAGUCCCGCCUCUAUGUCCAUGGCAACAAAAUGGAUCUGCUCACGGAGCAGAUUCCGUUGAAAUAUCUGCCCAAGGAGUAUGGAGGCGAGAAUGGAACAGUACCGGAAAUAGUCGCCGAUUGGGAGAAGAAGUUGGACGCGUACAGUGAUUUCUUUAAAGAAAACGCCAACUACGGCACAGAUGAGAGUCUGCGUCCGGGGAAGCCCAUCGAUUUCGAGGGACUCUUUGGCAUCGAGGGCUCAUUCAGGAAGCUCAAUGUUGAUUAGACUUCAUCCACUGUGUGCCUACAAUAUGAAUUUUGUUACUUUA